AUGGCCUGGCUCUCCGGCAAGAAAGGUGACAAGUCGGUUCGUGUCCCGCAACCUGCGCAGCAGGUGGACCGUCGCCGCACCGAGGACAUCUGGCUGGAGCUGCGGAGAGCCUUCGACGAGAUACAGGAGAAGCAGGAAACCGUACAGCGUUUCGACAUGCUGUACAGGGACGUGUAUGCCAUGGUGAUGCGGAACGAAGGGGCGCGCCUCUACCGCGGUCUGCGCGACGCCGUGACAGAGCACCUGACCAACAAAGUACGCGCCCUCGUGUUGGCUAAAGUUGGGGAGGACUUCUUGCAGACACUAAAUCAGGCCUGGAAGGACCACCAGACGAGCAUGACAAUGAUUAGAGACAUCGUGACGUACCUCGAAGGCCCGUACGUUCGUCAGAGCAACGUUGACAACGUGCACACACUGGGCGUGUUGCUCUUCCGGGAUGAGAUAGCGCGCAGCGAUCACGUACGGGACUGCCUUCGCGAAACCCUGCUUGGCUUGGUGAAGAGAGAUCGCGAAGGCAAGCAAGUCGACAAGCUUUCCAUGAAGGAGGCGUGCGAAAUGCUCGCAAUCCUAGGACUCGAUUCAAGGUCCGUGUACGAGGAAGAUUUCGAGCUGCCUUUCCUGGCAGAGUCGGCGCAGUUCUACGCGUUAAGGGGCCGUCAUUAUAUCGAAACGAUGGACACUCUAGAGUACAUCGCCAAAGUCGAGCAGCAUAUCAAGGAAGAGUCAGAGCGGGCGAGGCAGUGCCUGUGCGAGUCAACCGUGGCUCCCGUGGUGCUAGUCGUGAAAGAGGAGCUCAUCGGGAAGCAUAUGAAGGCCAUCCUGGAGAUGGAUGACUCUGGCGUUGUGCAUAUGCUCAGGAACCGAAUGACGGAGGACCUGGCCCAUAUAUUUCGCCUCCUAAAGUACGUACCGAACGGUCUCAAGACAUUGCUUGACUAUGUCAGCAAGUACCUGCGCGACCUAGGAAGAUCAAUCGUGAACGAGGAAGUGAACUCCGUGGGCAUGGUACAGAAAAUAAUGGAGCUGAAAGAUCGCUUUGACCACUUUCUACAGCACUCCUUCAACGAUGAGCUACUGGUCAAGCAAAAGAUCACCACCGACUUUGAGUACAUACUCAGCCUGACCCGCAAGACACCCGAGCACCUCUCUGCGUUUGUAGACGACACGUUACGAAGGGGAAUUAAGGGCAUGACAAAGCAGGAGAUUGACCAGUCGCUGGACAAGUCUAUCGCAAUAUUUCGGUUCUUGCAGGAGAAAGACCUUUUCGAUCGCUACUACAAGCAGCAUCUCGCCAAGCGGCUGCUGCUCAACAAAAGCAUCUCAAUGGACGCAGAGAGAAGUAUGGUCGCUAAACUUGCGAACGAGUGUGGCUGCAUGUUCACCUCCAAGAUGGAAGCCAUGUUCAAGGACAUGAAUAUCUCCAACAACAUGAUGCUGGAUUUCAAGGCAGCAAUAUCGUCUUGCAGAACGGACUUGAAUGGAGUCGACCUGAACGUGCGUGUGCUCACGACGGGCUUCUGGCCACUGCCUGUCGCCACGCAGCAAAGCAACAUUCCCCCCGGCCCGCGCAGCGCUUUCGAGACGUUCCGGCGGUUCUACCUGGCAAGGCAUGACGGCCGGCGUCUGACCCUGCAGCCACAGCUGGGCUGGGCAGACAUGAGCGCCGUGUUCUACGGGCCAUGCAACAACGAGCCGUGUUCGUCGCAAGCGUCAGACAAGCUCCAGCCGCGCACCUACACAAUCCAGGUGACGACGUACCAGAUGUGCGUGCUGAUGCUGUUCAACAGCCGCGACAAGAUAUCGUACGAGGACAUCGCCUCCGAGACGGACAUCCCCGAAACAAACCUCGUUCGCGCCCUGCAUUCGCUGAGCGCGGCAGACGCCUCCAUGCCAGUGCUUACCAAGACGCCCAACACGAAGGAAGUUGACAAGGACCACGUUUUCGCCGUCAAUGAAGCCUUCACGUCCGGUUUGCGGAAGGUCAAAAUUCAGCCGACGUCGAGUCAGAAAAAUUCCGCGCCAAAGAUCGAUGGUAACGCGGGCAACGUGGGUAACGUGGAUGAAGAGCGAAGGUACGAACUAGAAGCGGCCAUCGUGAGGAUAAUGAAGGCACGCAGAACACUGUCGCACGACGACCUUCUCGUCGAAGUGACGAACGUGCUUAAAUCCAGGUACACUCCCAGUCCCGCUGCGUUCAAGACGAGAGUCGAUGCCCUUAUAGAAAGAGAGUAUCUUGAGAGGGCUACCGAGGACCCAGGUGUGUACAUCUAUAUGCCAUAA
Messenger RNA from Dermacentor andersoni, 2280 nucleotides. Its product is annotated as cullin-3-like. Gene Ontology annotation, biological process: ubiquitin-dependent protein catabolic process. The record is from RefSeq and is a predicted model, not a curated record. Gene Ontology annotation, molecular function: ubiquitin protein ligase binding. NCBI's taxonomy places the organism in Eukaryota, Metazoa, Arthropoda, Arachnida, Ixodida, Ixodidae.